Molecule: messenger RNA, 1387 nt
Organism: Petromyzon marinus (sea lamprey)
Lineage: Eukaryota; Metazoa; Chordata; Hyperoartia; Petromyzontiformes; Petromyzontidae
Product: tetranectin-like protein
Biological process (GO): ossification
Source: RefSeq, a predicted model, not a curated record
AGGUCGCUUUUGAAAAAGAGCUACGUAGCUCAGUGGGUAUUAGCUGGUGAAAUGAAAUAAAAACAGUUAAUAGUAAUAGUAUUUCUGCACCAAAUCUGCCACUCAAACCGCAAUCGCAUUAAUAAGUGUGGACUUUCAUAGAUGCUCAGCACUUGCCCCAACAGUCUAUACGGGGGAAGGGGGGUCUUUAUCUUUGCACGAAUGUAUGUCCGUGUUAAUGUAUGUGAAUGUAAGUGAAUGCACGCGAGCACUUGCCCCAACAGCCCGAGGUAGGCUAUAUGGGGGAUCUUUGCCGUGGGUGAGCCAGACCGCAAUGUUCAUGAAAUCCAAGCACCCGCAUCUCAUUUCCCGUCGGAUAUAAACCCCCCCAUCACUGGCAUCUCAACCUCACUGGAGCUCUCAUCAUCAUCACCACCACCACCAGCACCACCUCCACCACCAGCACCACCACCUCCACCACCACCAGUAACAGCAGCAACAACAACGAGCAGCCGUGCAAGGAGAAGAGCCAGACUGUGGCUCUGUAGACACCGACUCGGUGGCUGUGAUGAUGGUCGUGGUGGCUGCGCAUCGCGCGACGCGCAGCGUCCUCCUCGCCGUGGCUGUGCUGGCUCUGCUGGCACCCGGCGGUGCGCAGACGAUCAAGCAGAGACCCCCUCCAAAGAAGAAGAUCACCGGGCACCCCGCAGGCAGCCAGGCGGUGCCCGGGGAGAAGCUGGCGCAAGACAUCGAGGACCUGCGACGCGACGUGAACGCGCUCAAGGAGAUGCAGGCCCUGCACACGAUGUGCUUGCGUGGCACCAAGACGCGAGACAACACGUGCCUGCUGCUCUUCGCCGCGCCUCGCCCCUACCACGAGGCGUCAGAGGAAUGCUUUGCUCGGGGAGGGCAGCUGGCGCUGCCCGCGGACGCGAGGGCAGCGGAGGAGCUGCGCGCCUACGCCUCCCCUCGGCUGCCCGCGGCGACGGACGGCGCCCCGCAGUGGCUGUGGCUCGGCGCGAGCGACCUGCGCGAGCGGGGCAGCUUCGCGGACGCGACCGGAGCCCCGCUCGGGUACGCGCCGUGGGCAGCCCCAGGGGCCCCGCGCGGCGGCGGUGGCGCCGUGGCGGCUUCGUGCGUGCGGGCGCCCCUGCAGGGAGAGCGCCCUGCCUGGGACGUGGCCGCGUGCAAGGCCGAGUUGCCCUUCGUCUGCCAGUUCUCCAUACCGGCUUGACGGCGGGAGGUGGGGAGGGGCAUGCGGAGAUGAUUCGUUUGAUUUGUGAAACGAUUCUUUUGAUUUGUGAGAUGGGUGGACGGGUGGUUGGGGAGAUUGGGACGGGUGGAGGAGAGAGUGGAAGGUGACAAUGAAGAGAUUGGGAUGGUGAUGUAGGAGGAGGAGAGAGAUGUC